Xyrauchen texanus (razorback sucker) is the source of this 2979-nucleotide messenger RNA. RefSeq names its product WASP like actin nucleation promoting factor b (gene waslb). The record is from RefSeq and is a predicted model, not a curated record. Gene Ontology annotation, molecular function: actin binding; microtubule binding; small GTPase binding. NCBI's taxonomy places the organism in Eukaryota, Metazoa, Chordata, Actinopteri, Cypriniformes, Catostomidae. Gene Ontology annotation, biological process: regulation of Rho protein signal transduction; actin filament organization. The transcript is spliced from 7 exons. Gene Ontology annotation, cellular component: cytoplasm. Bases 498 to 1865 code for a protein of 455 amino acids.
GAAUAAUAGCGUAUUUGCUAAAGGAUUGCCUCAUACUGUUAUUUUUUCUGUAGAACACAAAAGGAGAUAAUUGAACGCAGCUUUUUCCUUAAAACAAGUUCAUGGUGCCCAAAGUUGUAUCCCUCUUCCAUGUCUAUAGUAAGCAGAUAUUAUUGAUCAUGUCUGUUUAUUUAUGUAAACCUGCACUCUCUUUAUGAAUGGAGGUUGAGAUGUGCCAUGUCCUAACUGUGCCCCCUCAUCAUGCUUAGAAGAAACCAGGAGAUUUGCAACGGCUUACUGCUGGCUUUAACGGUUAUGUAAAAUCCAGCACUGGCGUAUCAUUUGCUCAGAUUAAAAAGGGGUUGGACUUUAUGGCCAGACAGAUGUGUUCAAAUGCUGGCAGAGCAUUUUCACUUGAUGCUGCAUUGGGAGUGGAUUGAACAUGCCUGCAUCUUUGAUGUCUACAUGUCAGUGUCUCAGCCUUUGGUAGCGCAGGUUGUAGACCAUAGACUUCAGAGAUGAUGUUCUGCACCACCUUCCUGUCAGCCCCAUCUGAUGAGAUACUGGACGGGGCUUCGGGUAUGGGAGGUUGCCUGGCUCCCCUGCAGUGCCUUGUGCUCCCAGAGGAUGAGCUCUACGCUCCGUUCUCUGACCCUGCGACGAAUCUGCGACACAGUGAGCGUGGUUGUGUUGUGAUGGGUAAACUCCUCCUGGACAUGAGUUUAGGUGGUGGAAAAGUUAGUGGCCGUUGUAGCCCUUCUGUUGUACCCUCUCCUGCUCACGGUUAUCUAAAGCGUGCGGUUGCAGGGCCAUCAGGACCUACAGGACCUGCGCUGCCGAUGGCGACAGUUGACAUAAAGAACCCAGAGAUCAGCAAUCAGCGUUCUCACAAUAACGCUCAAAUGAAUAACAUCCACAGCAACUUCAGCAAGAAAGACAAAGCCAAAGGGAAAAACAAGAAGAAAAAAAUAUCCAAGGCUGAAAUUGGCACUCCUAGCAAUUUUCGGCACGUUGGGCAUGUUGGCUGGGAUCCAAACACUGGGUUUGAUUUAAAUAAUCUGGACCCAGAGCUGAAGAACCUCUUUGAUGUGUGUGGCAUUUCUGAGGCCGAGCUCAAAGACAAAGAAACGUCUAAGGUCAUCUACGAUUUUAUCGAGAAGAAAGGAGGAGUAGAGGCUGUAAAAAAUGAACUUCGACGACAAGCUCCUCCACCUCCACCUUCAAGAGGAGGACCACCACCUCCUCCACCUCCCCACAGCUCCGGGCCUCCUCCCCCACCUCCUUCCCGUGGCCAAGGAGCACCACCCCCACCACCUCCAUCAAGAGCACCCAACACGGCUCCGCCGCCUCCACCUCCCUCCCGACCAGGUAUGGGAGCACCACCUCCUCCACCCAGUAGAGGGCCCAUGCCAGCUCCCCCUCCACCUGCACCACCCCAACCUGCCUCCUGUCCACCGCCUCCACCUCCUCAAACUUCAAUGGGUGGAGCACCACCACCACCACCGCCACCUCCACCCCCAGGACCCCCACCUCCUGCACCUCCUCCCCUAUCGUAUGUGGAUUCAGGGGAGUCACUGGGGGGUAAAUCUGCACUCCUGAAUCAAAUUCGUGAAGGGACUCCGCUGAAGAUGGUGGACCAUAACAACAAGGCUCCAGUGUCCAGCGGUGGUCGUGGCGCACUCUUAGACCAAAUACGAGGGGGCAUUCAGCUUAAAAACGUAUCAGAUAUUCCAGACUCGACCCCACCCACUCCCGCCUCUUCAGCUGGCAUUGUGGGGGCGUUGAUGGAGGUAAUGCAGAAGAGGAGCAAAGCAAUCCACUCUUCAGAUGAAGAUGAUGAUGAUGAUUUAGAAGAUUUUGAGGAUGAGGACGAGUGGGAAGACUGAUGACCAACGCUGCCCAAAAGAAUUAAGACACUACAUUCCUCGUCUUUCUAAAUCUUAUAAAAUUAUAAUGUAAAUGGAUGACCGAUUUGCUGUAAAUGUUUGUUGCCUUUAUGCUUUUUUGUAUUAAUCUGUGCAAUACCUCAUUUAAUCUGUAAAGGUUUGUCAUAAUACUUCUGUAUAGGUUUUAUUUUCUUCUCCUGGAAUAACGUGCAAUUUUACAUCAAGUGUUCUUGAUUUGUAGAGUUGAAUGUUUUGGGGUCUUUUUGUUUGGUUCGUAGCCAGAAGGGAGGUUUACUCUAAAGAACGAGAUCAGCAAGUCUUUAAUGUUGAUAUUGUGACUUGAUGCAAGACAACACUAUUUUCAAACUUAUGUACUUUACCUUUUCUUAUUCAGAUCCUAGUUUAGCACUAUUAUUUUCUUAAUAAAGAAAAGCAUAUUUAGCCCCAUUGCUAAUUUGUAAAUUUGCUCAGAGUUUGAGUCGGUUUUAUAUUUUUGCACGAAUCAGAAAAGAUUAAAAAAAAGAGUUCAUGUGAAAACAAGUUAAUACAGCAGUUAUGUUUACACAUUGUGUGCUAGCUACUAUUUCAGGACUCCCCGUAACAAACACUACAGUUAUUAGAAGUGGUGCUGUCUUCAUGUUUGCAUAUUACUGCUAUAACUUUGAAUCUCACUGGCAACGUCCUGUUGUGCAGAACAGAUUCUAUUCAUGUAUAUGUUGAAUGGACAUUUUGUGUAGAAACAGUGUGUGUCAUUUGUUUUUUAGAUUGAACAUGCUAGAAGCAGACUGUUCAUACACUUUCCAUCUUUACUAAUAAUCCACUGUGAUGCUACACUAAAUUAAAGAGCCCUGUCGAGGGUUGUUACUCAUUUCAAAAGAUGACCUGCAGUGGGUCGUAUCGGCGAAAUAAUGAAAUGGUUACACUGUUUUUAACGGUUUCGUAUAGCUGUUAAAAAUUCGGUCAUAUCUUUUACAGUUUUUUUUUCUUUUUUUUUUGUCCUUGUUUUCAUGCAGGGGUUGUAUUGAGAAGCAACAAAGACUUGAAACCUUUAAAAUUAGAUUGAAAACAGAAUUAUUAAAAUUGUACACUCAAAUAAAUGUUAAUAUUUACAGAG